AUGAAAAUUUUCUCUGUAACUCUACUGCUCGGUGUGGCGGCUUAUUUUAUGAAUACGUUGUAUACUACAUGGUUGCCAAGAAAUUACAUCUUUGAUCCCAUUGAAGUCAAUCAAUUGUGUAAUGAUGUUCUUUCAAAACACAAUUCGACCUCUGAAAAUUUCUCCACCGAAGCAUUGUUGAGAGAUGUCAGAGACGCUUUGGCUACCCGCUACGGUGAUGAAUAUAUCAACCACUAUUUGGACGAGGAAUGGAUCUUCAACAAUGCAGGUGGAGCCAUGGGGCAGAUGAUUAUCUUGCAUGCCUCCAUCUCGGAAUAUUUGAUUCUUUUCGGCACUGCUGUGGGCACUGAAGGCCACACUGGUGUUCAUUUUGCAGAUGAUUAUUUCACCAUCCUACACGGUCAACAGAAUGCUGCUCUACCGUGGGCAUUGGAGAAGGAGGUUUAUUUGCCAGGUAUGACCCAUCAUUUGCAAAAAGGUCAUGUCAAACAGUACAGUAUGCCAGGUGGUUCUUUCUCUUUAGAGCUAGCACAGGGCUGGAUUCCAUGCAUGUUACCAUUCGGAUUCCUAGACACUUUCUCUAGUACUUUGGAUUUCUACACACUUGGUAAGACUGUCUACCUGACUGCCAGAGACAUGGGUAAGAACUUAAUCAAGAACGGUAAGUUUUAG
Torulaspora delbrueckii is the source of this 672-nucleotide messenger RNA. RefSeq names its product C-8 sterol isomerase ERG2 (gene ERG2). NCBI's taxonomy places the organism in Eukaryota, Fungi, Ascomycota, Saccharomycetes, Saccharomycetales, Saccharomycetaceae. The coding region runs from base 1 to 672 and encodes 223 amino acids. Gene Ontology annotation, cellular component: endoplasmic reticulum. Gene Ontology annotation, biological process: ergosterol biosynthetic process. The transcript has a single exon. The record is from RefSeq and is a predicted model, not a curated record.